This is a messenger RNA of Bicyclus anynana (squinting bush brown), 4090 nucleotides long. RefSeq lists its product as uncharacterized. The coding region runs from base 346 to 3069 and encodes 907 amino acids. Gene Ontology annotation, cellular component: nucleus. NCBI's taxonomy places the organism in Eukaryota, Metazoa, Arthropoda, Insecta, Lepidoptera, Nymphalidae. The record is from RefSeq and is a predicted model, not a curated record. The transcript has 13 exons.
AGUGAUCUGUGGAAUAUUUCCCGCCAAAGCCCAAACGCGACCAUUGUAUUUUUGUUAUUGAUUUUUUGACAGAAAGUAGAAACAGUCGAGUGAAAAUGAAGCAGAACUUUGAUUUGAUUACGAAAUAAGAAUAUAGUGAAAACUCCCAAUAACAUAGAAAUAUAACUAAUUAAAUUAUUCCUUCUUUCUGUGUUGUAUUUGUAGUUUGUUAUAGUAGCCAUUAGUUUAAAAUAUAAUAAGUAUUGAUUGCCCUGCCCUGUCGGUAACCAUGCAGCCAACCAGCUAUCAUUACCAUGAAUGAGUUAUCGUAAUUCGUAUACAAAUGUUUAAAUAAUUACUGUUACAAUGGCUGCUAGAAUAGCGAAUACUAAACAUCUAGCUAUUUUAGCGGAUAAAGGUGAGCCGUGUGCGUUUUGCAAAAGAAACUUCGAUGACGAAUCCAUAUACGGCAAGUUGUACAGCAUCGGGGAUAUUCACUGCCAUUAUUUUUGUGCUUUACUGUCCUGUUGCCUUAUACAGAAGGGUCAGGAUUAUGAAGGCCUAUUUGGAUUCAUGUACCCAGAUAUUAUGGCAGAGGUUAAGAGAAGUAAGAAGCAUAAAUGCUCGUACUGCGGUCAAGAGGGUGCGACAUUGGGUUGCAGUGUAGCGAAGUGCAAGAAGCAGUUCCACCUGCCCUGCGGCAGGGAGAGGCACGCCGUCUCGCUGUACUACGGGAACUAUAAAUCAUUCUGCGAGAAGCAUGCGCCGAAACAGAUAAUCAGCCCCGCCAUAAUGGACAUAGUCAAGGCCAGACUAUCAAAAAUGAAGAAGAAAAACAAAGGGAAAUGUUUGCAGAAGAAAAAAGUUGGUGAAAGCACAACUGAUACAGAAAACGCAGAGGAGGAGCCGGUGUGUGUUAUAUGCUAUGAGGCAGUGGAAGCUUUCCCAUCGGCUAAAACGUUUUGGCCCCCAUGUUGUGCCAGAGACGCUUGGUUCCACAGGCCUUGCCUACAGCGCAUGGCUUUAAGUGCAGGCGUACAUUACCUGAAGUGUCCACUCUGUAACGAUAAAGUCACCUUUACAGCGGUGGUGCACUCUCAGGGAUAUUAUAUACCUGACAGAGACGCGGCAUGGGAGCUAGAACAGAACGCCUUCUCUGGUAUGUACGAACGGCGCGUGGAGUGUCUCGCCGAAGUAUGCAAGUGCCCUAAUGGACGGAACUACGAUGCCAACUCUGGUAUAUGGGACGUAAAGCUGUGCGUGCUUUGCGGGAGCCCGGGGGUGCACGCGGGGUGCACCACAGCGGAGCACCACGUGUGCGCGGUGUGCACCCCCGCCGCGCCGGACCCGCCGCGCCUGGCGGUCAUCGACUCCGUAUCGCUUCCAAGGCACAGUCAAGACACACAGCAAACAAGAUCAGGAGGCUUCAUGCCGUGUAGGAUGUCCAUAAGGCGGACUAAACCGAGACACGUCCUACUUGCUGACUUAACGCGUUUACCGCGCCCAUCUUGUUCGUCACAAAACAAUGGAGUCAGUACACGAGAUGACGACAAUAAUGGAAACCAAUCAGCAAACACAACCAGAAGUCGUGAGGAGCUCAACCUGAGGACCCCCAAACGUCCCAACCCCAACCACACAGACCCCGUACAACCCGCAGACCCCGUACCCAAGCAACCGGAGAACGAUCUGCUGUCACCGUUGAAACUAUUGAAACAGGGUCUCAUCGAGAAGAUAUCAGUCACUGAAGCUGAUAAGAUUAUAUUUGAACCUUCAUUGAUGGAACAGAUCAGGAAAAAGUUUUCCAAACCCCGGCCUUUGUGUGUUAAAAGGAAAAUGAUUAGCGACAUAAUAAGUGAGAUUCUGAACUAUGCAGAAAAUGAACCUAAUAUCGUCAUGGACAUGAAGAAUUCUACCGACAUUGGAAAUGAUGAGGGACCUAUAGAGGAUGUAACUAAUGAACAUAAAAAUAUAUCAGACACCAAUAUGAAAACUCCUUGCCCAGAAGAAAUACCAAUACAAAACCAAAAAGACACUGAAACUUUGGGAAACACAACAAAAUAUAUAAGUGAAAAUGCGAAUUUGACACCUAAAAAACCUGAAAGCUUAGAGGAUGAAUCGUCUAGUAGUCCAUUUCAAUUGCCCCCAGAAUUUAUCGCAGACUCAAGCAAUAGUCUCCCUAUAACCGAUACGCCAAAGAAAUUGAAGAAGGUCAACAUACAAAACGAUUCAAUGGAAAUAUCUGAAAACAACCAAAUUGUCAACAUAGAUUUGGUCGAAAAUGGCGCCCCAGAAGACCACAAAUUAUCGGAAACCAAAUGCUUAUUCAAACUGAAUCCACUUAAUAAAGAUAUGUUACACAAAAACGUCGAUAUUGAUUUGGAGAGUUUCAAAAAUCAAUAUCUGAAUGAAGUGGAUAGGAAAAUCAAUAUUAAAUUCGAACGUACACAUGAAAGUACAAAUGAAAGAAGUCCACUGAAAGGUAGUACAGCGGUAGACUUAAAUAAUACAAGAAAACCGCCAAAACGAAAACUACCAUCGAGACACGAUGUUGCCAAUAAGAAGAGAAAAACUACCAAAACGGUACGAAAACUUAAAAAUAAAUACAAACUCCGUACUAAUGACAGAGAAAGUGAUACUGCUGGACAAUCGAAUAAUAAAGAGAAUACAAUAAAAAGAAGAUCUAAAAAACGAUAUUCAGUCCGUAAAGAUGACAAAGAUGAGGGUGGUGUGAAAAAAGAACGUUUAAGUCAUAAGGACGGUGUCAAAAAGAGGAAAUACAAAAGAAAACACACUAAACUGUCGAUUAACAAUAGAAAUAUAAAACUCAAAAUAAGAUUCCAAUCUAGUGAAUUAAAUUUAAAAAUCACUAAAUCUAAAAGGUCUAGAAGAGUUAAAAAGGAGAGUCCUAAAGUGUUGAAACAAUACAUAUUACAGUAUCCGGCCGAUCACAAGCCGCUGAAGGAUUACAUUGUCAGACCUGAUACAGAUGUCAUACCGAUACUAAAGAAAAAAAUCAAAAGUGAGAUGUUGACUGAUAAUUUAAAACAGACGUCUAUUAUUAACUUUUUUAAAGUUUCUCCUAAAAACUAAUUUAUUUUUUCAAAUCUUCCAACUACUUAACGGGUAUAAUCGUAUAAAAAAUCUUAGUUACGUGUAGUACAUAGAAUAAGGAUCCGAAAUAUAUCGAUAUUAAUUAAUAAGGAUGUCUUAUACAACUUAAUUUAGAAGUCUUUUUUUUUUAAUUUUCCAAGCGUCAAAAACGCUGUCGUUUAUUUUGUGACGUCACAAUGUUACUUGAAAUACUAAACGUCAAACCAAUAGGGUAGUUGACUCAUAUAAAAUCGUGUAGUGUUGUGUAGUACAUAGAAUAAGAAUUUAUAUCGAUAUUAAUAAUUAAUAAAGAUUUCGUAUAAAACUUAAUUAAGAAUUCCAGUUUUUUUUAAUUUUCCAAACGGCAAAAAUGCUGUUAUCCAUUUUGUGACUCCCCAAUAUUACUUGAACGUUAAACUAAUUGUUAACUAAUAUUUUUGCCAAACUCUCCUUUUGUAAGGUAUUUGUUAAUGUGACGGCAUGAAACAGUUGAAAUAUAGACCAUCAUGGCCGAUAGGCGUUUAGGUUCGUAUUGUCAAAAAGAUAUUUGAAAAUUUGAUCUUGCAUGUAAACACGUCUCAAAAAAAACGAUGUUUUUUAUUUCAAUCUAGUAGAAUGAUAAUGAACUAUUUAAGACCAUUUAAAAAAAGUGUCAGAUAGCCUGUAAGUUACUCCACGAUAAUAUGUUACAUUAAAUAUAAGAUAGCUACUAGUAGUUCGUAAAUUUACAUAAGACUACUCAUUCGCAUAUGUAGAGUAUGUAGUGGACUAUCGUAUUCAUAAUAUUACACACAUUGCCACAACGCAACCAGUAGUUUAGACAUUGCCUAGGCAUUGUAUAGAAUACCUAGAUAGAUAGGAAGAUAUUUUUUACAGUGUAUAGUGAAAAUUUUUCUUUUGGUGAUUCUGUAUCGUUAAUAUAUUUAAUUUAUUCGCAUUAUGCUUAGGCUUAAUUUCAAUAUGUAUUUUGUGGAAUAAUUAAUAAAUAAAACAAUUUUAGUACCAGUCUGGUACUCUUAAU